UUUUCGAGCGUCGGUUGUAGAGCACACAGCAUUAAGCGGAAUUAUAGAUCUAUAUAGUAUAAAGUGAUGCAUUGGUUGUGUCUGCUGCUGCUGGGAAUACAGUGCCUGCUAGCAGCGCCCAUCUACGAUGACAACAAAAGCCUCAACUUGAGCGCUAGCUGCCCGGAGAGCUUCUGCAGCCUGUGGGGCUUGCAGAGCGACUAUCGCCAGCCGCUGCGUUACUCGAAGGGUCAAGCUGUGCAGCUGCAGACGCUGCUGCUGGGCAACUGGCAGAUGAGAACGCUGCCCCUGGAGCUGUUUCGCCUGACGCCCAAUCUGCACAGCCUCCAAGUGCUCAACUGCAGCACUUACCAUGUGAGCAAAGAGCACUUCGAGGUGCUGCCUCAGCUGCGGCAACUGAUGCUGCAACGCAACAAGAUCUCACGAUUGACGGGACAGCAGUUCGCGUCGCUGCAGCAGCUACAGGUGCUGCAGCUGGACCACAACAUCAUACAGAUCGUGCCCUCGCUGGCGUUCGAGGGGCUAACGCAGCUGCAGCUGCUCGGUCUGCAGGGCAACGGCAUUACCGAGCUGAUGGCUGGCGCCUUUACUGCACUUGCAAAUCUAAUUCAUCUCGAUCUGAGCGACAAUGAGAUUAGCCAUAUGGAUGCAAAAACUUUCGAGAAGAAUAGCAAGCUGCAAACGCUGCUGCUCAAGGGCAAUUCGCUGGCCGAGUUUGAGCCCAAUUCGCUGGCGACGCUCUCCAGACUGCGCCUGCUCGAUCUGAGCGACUGUGAGCUGCAUGAGCUGUCGGAGCUGCAUUUGCUGGGCGCUCAGACGCUGCGGCUGGAGGGUAGCGGCGUGCAGCGCUUAAUCAUAGACGACGGCGUUAUCAAUCUGCUGGCAGGCAACAAUGCGCUGACGCAGCUCAGCAUUGGCGAUAAGAGCGCCGUCAUCGAGCUGGAUCUCCACGCCAAUCAGCUGAGCAGCAAUGCGACGUCGACGCUGCUGCAGGGCAUGUGGAACUUGCAACAUUUGGAUCUGGCCAAAAACAAUAUCGAAGCACUCUCCAGUGGCAGCAACUCGAGUGCUCUACUGUUGCCCAGUCUCUCGCAGCUGAAUCUGGCGCACAAUCAGCUGCGGCGCCUGCCGCCCGAUGCGGCGCUGUGGCCGACGCACUUGCUCCAGCUGGACAUCUCCUUCAACCAUCUGCUGACAGUGACUGCAGAGAGCUUUGCAGCGCUGCCACGCCUACAGCGUCUGCAUAUGGAGGGCAAUCGGCUACAGGAGUUCGAUUACGAGCUCUUCCAUCGCCAGCAUCCGCAUCUGCAGGAGCUGAGCAUCUGCGAUACGGAGCUUAGCUUUGUGCUAAUGCGCCGCAUAAUGAUCUACUUGAGCGAUCGUGGCGUCCACCUGCCUAUACGGUGCCUGCACAGAACGGACGGCAACAUGGAAACCAAAGAACCAGCUGCUUCAGAUGCUGCACUGGUCCAAACCCGCGCUGGCACCACCGGCAUCCAUCCAUAUUGGACGACACGUGACAUCCUGGCCUUCCUCACGCUUCUGGCAGUGUUCAUCAUACUGCUGAUGCAGCUCUACCGCAUACUGGACGAGGAGGGCUGCCUGCGGCGCAUGCACCUUUGGUUCAUGGGCAGGCAACCUGCCGUGGCCGAUGGCACCCGGACCAGGCGCCUCAACGAGGAGGACUCUGAAAGCUCUAGUGAUUAAACGUGAGACUACGUACACGCAGAGAAAACUCUAACACUAUUCAAUUGGCUAACUCAAGGUAAAGCUGUAAAAUAAAUAAUUUAAUUUUUUAUUUUAAGAAAUAAAAUAAAACGUAAAGUGAAUUGAAACAAUUUGAAAGAAAAUGUUGGGAAUAAAUAUGGAUAUGCAUAAAUUUA
Molecule: messenger RNA, 1883 nt
Organism: Drosophila hydei
Lineage: Eukaryota; Metazoa; Arthropoda; Insecta; Diptera; Drosophilidae
Product: insulin-like growth factor-binding protein complex acid labile subunit
Exons: 2
Coding region: 67-1707 (546 amino acids)
Biological process (GO): negative regulation of transforming growth factor beta receptor signaling pathway
Cellular component (GO): extracellular matrix; plasma membrane
Molecular function (GO): transforming growth factor beta binding
Source: RefSeq, a predicted model, not a curated record